AUGGCGGUAUACCCGGAACCGAGCCUUGACUCCCCUCAUCUCAACAAAGAUGCUUCCCGUCUACCUCAACAAGGCUGGAGCUGUGACUGGGAAAAAUUUGACUUUGAUGAUUUCCUGUUCCCAUAUGUCUAUGGGCGUAUGAUCCUUAACGUCGAACUCAAAGCCUACUUUGACAUAUAUGGCAUGAUAGAGAUCCUCAUGUACAAGCCCGAUUCUGCGCAGAUCAUAUUCAGAUGUGGCGACACGUAUCUGCUGAAGGAUGUGGAGGCGUCGAAGAUUUGGAAAUUCACUGACUGGUACACGAGCGCUGAUGAUUUCUAUUGCAUCACUUAUAGGUAA
Molecule: messenger RNA, 339 nt
Organism: Desarmillaria tabescens
Lineage: Eukaryota; Fungi; Basidiomycota; Agaricomycetes; Agaricales; Physalacriaceae
Exons: 2
Coding region: 1-339 (112 amino acids)
Source: RefSeq, a predicted model, not a curated record